GGUAGGGUGAAGGCUGGAUGGGAGGUUCAUGCCCUUGUUUGAAACAGCAGCUCACGAGAAGAUGAGGAAGUGGGCGUGAUGACAGCCUAUUUAUUCUCUCUCCCUCUCUGCCGCGGAGUGUUCAAAACACACCUGACUCUGAAGUCACUUCCACCUUCGACUGCAGUUUUUCCAGCUAAGUUUCAGCCAUCAUGCUGUGUCCGGGCCGGUUCCAAACGGGCUUCGCGCUUCUCCGGCGGAUAGAGCCGAUCGUCGUGAUGGAGCAGCUGGGCAGCACCCUCUUCGAGACCGCCCUGCAGAUGGUGGUCAGAGACCGGUGCGCCAACGCCACGUACCCCGAUGUCUCCCGGGAUGACAGCCAGCAGAAAGCCAUAACGAACUUCUACAUGAACUACAACCUCAUCACCAAGCUGACCCCCAUCAUCCCGGCGCUGCUCCUGGCCAGGCUGAGCGACCGCGGCUGGAGGAGAGCCCCCGUCGUGGCGCCUCUGACCGGGUACCUGCUGUCCAGGCUCUUCCUGCUCCUGGUCGUCCUCCUCCGCCUCCCGCUGGAGGUGAUGUUCGGGGCGACGGCUGUCUACGGGCUCUCCGGAGGGUUCAGCGCGUACUGGGCCGGGGUGAUGACUCUGGCGUCGCUGGACUCCACGCCGACCGACCGCUCCAAGGUUAUGAUGUCAAGUCGAUAUACUGAGAAAUUGCAGGUCAUGAUGAUAGUGGAGCUCCUGUACGGGAUAGCAGGUCUGGUGGGCAGCUUGGUGUCCGGCCAUCUGUUCCAGCUCUACACCCCCAAUUUGGCUCAGGGGACCAUCCUCCUCAUUGUGAGCACCGUGCUGCACCUGCUCUGCCUCAUACAGUCAAUAGUCCUGCUGCAGGUGAAACAAGUACACAAAAGAGAGCCAGAUGAGAGCUCCCACCUCCUCUCUCGCGCCUCCAGCAGCUCUCUCGCAGUCGAGGCUCCCGCCGCCGUGAAUGUGGUGAACGUGGUCCUGCUCUUCGCCGCUGCCAUCCUGUACGACUUUGCAGUGGGCGGAGCGGCAGAAAUUCUGACUGCCUUCGUCCUGAAGGCGCCACUCAGCUGGAGCGCCACUCAAGUUGGUUAUGGGAAUGCGGCCGGCUUUGGGAUUUUCCUCACCAGUUUCCUUGGCGUCAUUUUAUUUCGCCGCUGGGCAAGCGACGCCACGCUGAUCCUGAUUGGCAUGAUGUCAUUCGCCGUGGGGAUCUACUGGAUGUCCUUUGCCACAGCCACCUGGAUAUUCUACCUCGCUCGUUCCCUCACCCUGUUCGCUCUCAUCCCGAUGCCCACGAUCAGAUCUCUGCUCUCACAGCAGGUUCCACUAUCGUUAUAUGGCACCAUCCUCACCUGCCUGCAGGUGGCUCUGAUAUUUGCCGGCCUGGCGUACAUCCCAGCGUUUACUAAGAUCUACCAGGGAACCCUGGACUGGUUCCCAGGCUUCGUCUUCACGCUCUCCAGCGCCUUCUCCGUCCUGGCAAUGAUACCCAUCAGCAUCACCGGCUGCAGAUCGGCCCAGAGGAGACAGUACGAGAGGAUCCAGGGCGACUGAAGCAACAAAGUCCGUCUCCGGGCAGUGGGUUCAUUCGUGUUGAUGUGAGGCGGUGGGGAACCGAGAUUCGAAAUGGUCAAAAAGAGAACUGUGUAUUUGAUUGCGCUUCCUGAAUUGCUGAAGCUACAGCGGCAGAGAACGAGUUUCUCCUGGUUUCACCUGCUAUACAGGAAGCUUCGUGUUUAAUAUGAGCAUUUAACAAGAACUGUGAUUCUGUGUGUUGUAAUAACGCCUGCGUGGACUGAUGACCUUAAGCCAAACUGACGUCAUAAACAUAUUGCAUCAGAUUUGCGCCACCAAGCUAUAGAAAUAAGGUUCUCCUCCUGAAAACAACACGGUGGUUUCAACAUAAUGUAGUUUUGUUGUGUCAGAUGUGAAAACCCCAUCUGUGGGGACCAGCUGGAGAAGGAGAGAAACUAUAAGUUUUAACUUAAGUGAACGGUUUAAUAUGGGUUUGCUGUCAUGAAUCAGUUUAUCUGUUCUUUAAAUGUCACAUUUGAUUCCGUGACCCUUAGUGGGGAGGUUCAAGUGAGAGGGAUACAGAAAUACUAGUUUUAUACAAGUUGUUUUUCCUGGAAUUUAUAGUUAGUAUGUUGUUAUAUGCUAAACUCAAUGAGGUUGUUGCUCAGUGGACAGGAGGAGGAGGAGGAGGGACGCAGCAGGAAGAGAGAGAUUGUUGUGAAUGAAUGAGGAUGAAGAUCAUCUUCCUGAUAGUCUUUAGCCUCUCAUCCAAGCAGCUUCUUCAGGCCUUUUGGUGUGGUGUUGGGGUCUUAAUAGGAACAUCUGACAUCUGACUGGGGUGAGGGACAUCUGACUGGCAACUGUGUAAAAAAUGACGAACUGAGUAAUUAAAAUUAACAGUGCAUCUUACCGAAUCCAUCUUACCGAUUCCAUACUUCCAGACAGGAAUAAAACAGCAUUAUUGGUCAUCGGCUUCUUAAGAAUUUGAGACGAAUGCGGUGCCCGGAUAAAGAACACGUGGGCAGUUUCCAGAAAUGUAUUAAAGUUACGGAAACUAAAAAUAAUGCAAGCUGUAGGACAAAAGUAGACAAAUGGCAGACGUGAUACACUAUUAGUUGUCAAAAGGUUUAGGACACAUGUUUUGUCAAAAUUUGGAUUCAAGACGGGAAGUUAAACUUUUGUUAUCACUGUCAGAUCAAAUCUUCCCACCACCCCAGUCUUAUUUAGGGUGUUGACUCCGUAUACUAAGUCACUCAUCUGAUCUUUUUUUUGUUUUUUUUUUUUAAUGUGAACUGUUAUUUUACAGUGGAUUGAAUUUAACUUUUUUUAAUAUCCUUUUUUACUCUUUAGUUUUUAUUAUUGUGUUUUACAUUCACCUGUUCAUUUUGUAUUUCAUUGCAAAGCACUUUCCGCUAACCUAUUAGAAAGAUACUGUAAUGCCAGUUUCCUUUAUUUUAGUCUGUGUGAUUGUCAAAUUGUGUGUACAUUGGAACGGUCUACAUAUUUAAAAAGUAAAAUAAGUAAAACAUAAAUGUAGCACUGUACAGUGACAGUGACAAAGACAGCAGUGCUUUAUGGUACUGACAGCAACAUUUGAAGGGAAGAAAAUCCUUUUAAUAUAACCUUUUUUAUGGAUUCAAUUGUUGCACUUUAAUUUGUUGGCACUUUAAAGACACACAAAAUUGUUGUGGUCAACCAGUUUCUCAGGUCAAGAAACUGUUACGACACUUAAAGGUAAACAAUUAUGUUUGUGUUAAUGUCUAGUUUUUGUAUGUUUAAUAAAAAUCUGAGAAUCUG
This is a messenger RNA of Mugil cephalus (flathead mullet), 3320 nucleotides long. RefSeq names its product thymic stromal cotransporter homolog. Gene Ontology annotation, biological process: transmembrane transport. NCBI's taxonomy places the organism in Eukaryota, Metazoa, Chordata, Actinopteri, Mugiliformes, Mugilidae. The transcript has 8 exons. Gene Ontology annotation, cellular component: membrane. The record is from RefSeq and is a predicted model, not a curated record. Gene Ontology annotation, molecular function: transmembrane transporter activity. Bases 192 to 1562 code for a protein of 456 amino acids.